Acipenser ruthenus (sterlet) is the source of this 6780-nucleotide messenger RNA. Its product is annotated as ubiquitin carboxyl-terminal hydrolase 12-like. The record is from RefSeq and is a predicted model, not a curated record. Lineage: Eukaryota; Metazoa; Chordata; Actinopteri; Acipenseriformes; Acipenseridae. Gene Ontology annotation, biological process: protein deubiquitination. Gene Ontology annotation, cellular component: cytosol; nucleus. The transcript has 9 exons. Gene Ontology annotation, molecular function: cysteine-type deubiquitinase activity; cysteine-type endopeptidase activity. The coding region runs from base 126 to 1235 and encodes 369 amino acids.
UCGGAUAUGUUUCCCAGUAACACCCCUAUAGGAAACCCUGGGCCGGCUGGACAAGUUUACCCGGAACUCCGGCCGCUGCGGCUGUCAGUUUGGUUUGUGGUUCAGUCCAACAUGGCGGCAGACGGAUGGAAAUACUGAUGACAGUCCGAAAAAUCGCCUCGAUUUGUACGAUGGGCGCCAAUGCCUCUGCUUUGGAGAAAGAGAUUGGACCGGAACAGUUCCCUGUAAAUGAACACUACUUCGGCUUGGUCAACUUUGGCAACACCUGCUACUGCAACUCGGUAUUGCAGGCACUUUACUUCUGUCGACCCUUUCGGGAAAAAGUUCUGGCAUACAAGGUCCAGCCCAGGAAGAAGGAAAGCCUGCUGACCUGCCUGUCUGACCUCUUCAACAGCAUCGCCACACAGAAGAAGAAGGUGGGAGUCAUCCCACCCAAGAAGUUCAUCUCCAGACUGAGGAAGGAGAAUGAGCUGUUUGAUAACUACAUGCAGCAGGAUGCCCACGAGUUCCUCAACUAUCUGCUAAACACUAUCGCUGAUCUACUGCAAGAGGAGAAGAAGCAGGAGAAGCAGAAUGGCAAACUGCAGAACGGGAGCGUGGAGAGCGAGGAGGGGGACAAACCCGACCUCACCUGGGUACACGAGAUCUUCCAGGGAACGCUCACCAACGAAACCCGCUGUCUUAACUGUGAAACGGUCAGUAGCAAAGAUGAGGACUUUCUGGACCUUUCAGUAGACGUGGAACAAAACACCUCAAUAACCCACUGUUUAAGGGGUUUUAGUAACACGGAGACGCUGUGUAGUGAGUGCAAGUAUUACUGUGAGCAGUGCCGCAGCAAACAGGAAGCACAGAAAAGAAUGAGAGUGAAGAAGCUGCCCAUGAUCCUGGCGCUGCACUUGAAAAGGUUCAAAUACAUGGAUCAGCUGCACCGCUACACCAAACUGUCCUAUCGCGUGGUCUUCCCCCUGGAGCUGAGACUCUUCAACACCUCCGGAGACGCCACCAACCCCGACCGCAUGUACGAUCUGGUGGCUGUCGUCGUGCACUGUGGCAGUGGUCCGAAUCGUGGCCAUUAUAUCACAAUUGUGAAGAGCCAUGGGUUCUGGCUGCUGUUUGAUGAUGACAUUGUCGAGAAGAUAGACGCUCAAGCCAUAGAGGAGUUUUAUGGGCUCACGUCUGACAUUUCAAAAAACUCAGAGUCAGGAUAUAUCCUCUUUUAUCAGUCACGGGACUAAACCAUAGGAACAGAGUGUGGUCCUCCCGGGGGACUGGGGGAGGCCCACUGAGCCACAGAGCCAGGAGAUAUGGUGGGGGGGCCUGGCAGGAAGAACCGAACCGGAGAAGCAGAGGAGUGGAGUGCAGCGCACGGCUUGAGAGAGAAUCCCUGUUCUUCAAUGCGUACAGUGAAAGCCACUUACUAGAACUGCUGGUUAAAAGAAUCAACUGCAUAUUGUUAUUGAAAAUAUUUUCCCAAGUUAAAAUUAGCCCAUUUUAUUGAAACGGCUUAAACCACUUACUGUGAUCAAAUUGUCUCUCAGCUUGUGUGUAUAUCAGUUGUGCUUUACCCCCCAAAAGAAUACCUCAUUUGUUCGAAUUUGGCAAACCACAAAAUAGUGUGCUGACACAAUGAGGAACUUUAUUCACCAUUACCGACAUUUCACUGUUAAUACAACCCGUAUCCUCUGCAUAACCUGAAGUGCUGCUGUACAUUGAAUGAUUUUUGUUUCUAUGUUUUCUUAUUUCUUCCAAGAAAUGAACAUACCUCAUAAUUGAAUCAAUCGGAGAUGAAAACUGAUUACUUGAUCAUAUUGUGAUCAAAACAAGUACAAACGUGAUCACAUUAAGAGGCUUUCACUAGGCCCUGUUUCGUGGUUCAAGUUGAAGUCAUUUUGGCUGACAAAACUAUUCCAUAAAUCUUCCCAGUUUUGCACUUCCAUUCACUACAUAGGUCUCCUGUGUACGGUUUGGAAAGAAGCGAUUGUUAACUGAAGUACCAGUUGUUUUGCCUUACAGGAAGCGUGGUACUGCUUUACUUCCUCGCUCAUUUGACCCUAGCAGUGUUUUCUGGGUAAAAUCAUGUUACAGACUGAAAACAUUCAACAGUCAAUAGGGGAAGCAGCCAGUGAAGGGGUGGGGAUGAUUUCACAAUCCAGGUGAAAUUCACCCUGGAAGUGCAAGUCUAAAAGCAUAGCUUGAAAUCCUACGUUUCUUUACCCAAGUUUAGUACCAGAUGUCUGUUCUAAAAUUAGAUUAUGUUUACUGAAAUAUUUAAAACUGCCCAUUUGAGAUAAAGAUAAUAAAUGGAUAUUCGUUGCAGAGAGAAUGUAUGGAGUGGUUUUGUUAGUUACACUCGCUUUAAUCAAGCCAUACUAUAGGAAACUGAUUUUUUUUUUGGAUUUUUUUAUAUGUACAAAAUAAUUGGUUCAGCUACUUUUAUCAGAGAAAAAUCUGAAAAUUGUAUCAUUCUGUUUGAAGAAAUGAUUAGUUGUGAUAAUAUGUUAUUUUAAGUGGAUGUUUUAUAUUUGGCAUAUUGAUUUAAAUGUUCAAUUUUGAUAUGUAAGUUAUAUUCUGAUAAUGAUAAUGAUGACAAGAGGUUUACUGAGUGUGCCCCAGAUUUCAAAUUCAGCCUCCUCCUCUUGUAUGUUUGGUUUCUGAUGAGGUGUAUAGAAAUGUGUCCUUUCUCGUUUUCUUUCCCCAGUGAGUCGCCUGCACAGCAUGUCAUUUAUUUGCUUAAUAAGUUAAGAUUUGAGAUGUGAAAUAUUAUUAUUAUUAUUAUUGAAGCCUGUGUGGAAGUGAAGACAGCUGUUUAAGACCUCUCUGUUUCUUCUUGUGAUCUACUUGUACAUUAUAAGGAUAUGCACCUGUCCCAUACAUUUAUUAUGAGAAUCUACUGACUUUUUCCUUUUUUCUAGAACUGUAGUCGAUUUGCUAGAUAACUAGUUGACCAAUACAAGACACUUGAGGUAGAUUAAAAGAGGGAACUUAUGUUUUCUUUAUAGACUUCAAAAAUAACAAUUAUGGGUUGUACAUUUAGUAUAUUUUAUAAUUUGAUUUUGCAAUACAAUAACUACUAGUUGUACAUGUAAAAAAAUGAUAUCAUCAAGCACAUUGGCACCCUCUAGUGGACUACAACAAAAACCCUUUUUGCUUCAAAGUGUAGUUUUCAUGCUUUCAUAUUAACAAGCUGAGAAUCUACCUAAAACAGGUAGGGCCGCGCAGUUUUCAAAGCAGAAAUGUCAGCUGCAUGGAUUUGCUAGUCAACUACCCCGAAUGUCGCCAAGAAUUUUCAUUCCUACAUAAAAAGGCUUGGGAAUCUCAGCACAAUGUAAUCUUUAUCUGUUAAUUGGAUUCAGUCCUGGGACCUGCAUGAACACAAUACAAACCUUUUGUCCACAUGUGGAUCCAAACGCUAAUUCUGCAGCUUUCAAUCAAUUUCUGUUUCUUCUGUCCUACCUUUUCAGUUCUGAAUAUAAAUUAUGAUUUUCUUUUCCAUAAGAUUUUUUUAAAAGUUCUAAAGCACAAUGUGUGGUCUAGAGCAUUUCAAUAAAAUCAAAAUUCCCUUGAAUGUAUAUGAAUUGUAUGGUGCUGGAUUUUAGCUCAGUUCACUACCUUUUAAAAGGUUAAAGACCGAUCAGGAGAAGACGUCUUUAUUUUACAUUAUUAAGAUGUUUGUUUCUUUUAAUCUUAAGAAAUGUCUGUUACAACAUUAGUAAACAUGCCUUGACCUUUUGCACAUUCUCACUAGUGUUGAAGUGAUCUGCAUACUGUUGCAGAUUUCUUUGAAAUGAUCAGCAUGAUACUGGAUCAUAAGCUAGGGCAGAUGUCCCCCAUCUUUGGUCUGUGAGUAAUUCCCUGGAUCUACCCAUUUCCAAGCAAAACAUGGGUAACACAGCACCUUACCAAUUUAGUUCUGUGUCUCAUAUUUAUUAACUUUCAAGAAGCUCUCCAUCGUUUCUAUAAUAUUUCUGUAGUUAAAUCACUGAGAACCAUUGAGUUAUCAAAGCUUCCCUCCCCACCCCUUGUACUCCGUCGAAUCUUCCAAAACGUUGACUUGCAAACGCUUGUAUGUAAAUAAAAGCCACUCUGAAUCACGUCUUCCUGAAACAGAAAAUAUUUGGAUUGAAACCAAGGCCCGGUUUGGCAGGGGUUAAGUUUUGUCGCAACCCCUAGUUGAUUAUAAUUUAUGGCCAGUAGAUUUAAAACAAUCACCAUUGUGCUUAAAAAAAAAUCUGCAACAGGAGACGGCCGUUACAACCAGCAGUUCGAAUGAUGUGUCAGGGCAUGCUCACCAAUGCUUGAACGGCCGUGUGUUGCGCCAUGCUCUCGAGACUGGGUUUGGAGAUUGCAAACGUGGAGUCACCUCAGUAUUCAACAGAAUACCUAAAGAAGCUCUGUGCCUGCUUUAAUUAAUAGAUUAAAUGAAAGUUUAGCUUGGUUUCUGAGACUGUAACUGGAAGCUAGUUGGUAUUCUGAACAAAAUCAGUAUUUUGAUCGAAUUAAAGAGCCUAACGAUUGGUUUCUUGAACCCAUCUCACUGACAUGAAAAAAAUAAGCUUUCAGUGCUUGUGAAUAAAUGCGUACAUGAAUGUUAUAUUUGAAUUCCCUUUUCCUAGAUUGUUUCUUUCUGUUUUGACCUGUUCUCGAUGUCUGCUAUAGUUAGAGUGUAAGUCACUUCGUUUCAAUUGCAUGUCUGUUGUAUAUUCCCCUUACAAUCGUAUGGUGCUUGCAAUCAUCCAAAUGGUCAUUAACUCUGUUAUUUGUUUGCCUUUGCUUAAUGUGACAGUGUGACCUCCAGCCCCAUCACUCUACAGAUAUGGACACAGAGAGUAGAUGAGGCUGGCAAAGUGGAAAGGUCACAUUGUCACACAAUUGAAAUGAGGAAGUGUGUUCAGUCCUGGCACUUUGGAUUCCCCAGACAGACUCAAAGCAAGGAAAGGCACAUUUAGAGAAAAAGGAUAACAGCUCAACAUAGGAGCAACCUAAACUCUUAAGGUUAUUUGUCCAUGAAGUACCGGAAGGGAGCUAGUUGUGCAUAUGGCAGGGGGGGGCAAGGGAGGGCUAGGUUGUUGUAGCUUUGCAUUGGAAGUGCUGGAAAAGGGUUCAACAAACUAGUUGGUUAGCCGUUACCCGACUCCACCCUCCCUCCACAUUUACAUGAGGGGGGAGGGUGUUAAUGAAGAAUAAAUUUUUAUUAGAAGUUGAGGACAAGAAAUUAAAGUACACAUUUGUAUUAUCAAUCUCAAGAUACUGUACACAGUAACACGCUUUGAUCUCUACCGUGCAGAAUGCUUGUCUUAUUCAAGUUGAUAUUACCACUUGGGAAAUGUGGAUAGGUAUGUACUGCGUAAGAAAUUUCUUCUUGACAGUGCUAGUUUUCAAAAAAGCAAUUGGGUAACUAAUGAAGAAAAAUGUAUAUUUCAGCAACUUAGAAACAAAUGAAUGUUGCUUAAUGUUUACUUUGCUUCCUUAUUUCAAAUUACAAUAUUUUACACAAUAGUUAUCGUAUUUGAUUGGUGAUAAUAUGAAUGUGAAUCGGAGCAUUGUGCAUGCAAUAGAUAGGUGUGUGUUUAUACUUUUGGGCAUCGCUGUCUGUCUCUCAGGAUCAGUUUAGUUGAAUUUGUCCACGAGGCAGCACGUUGACUUCAAGAAUAGACAUGAACCUGGCUGUACAUAUUGCUUAUUUCAUUGUAACUGUAAGUAAUAAAUGUGUAUAUAAUCUACAGAGUACAUGAUUGAGUAGGGUCGACAGCAAACCAACCUUACCUUUUAAUGGCGGUUCUGAGUGCUGCUGGAAGCUGUUUUGAAAAGAUUUUAGAAGCGUUCGUUCCGUUUGACCCCUCACUGAGUAAAUGCAUUGUUUACCGAGGGUAAUGCUUACACAGUCUGAUUUACUGACCAGUCUGAAUUAUAAUUGUUAGAUACGGCAGUAACUGACAUAAUCAGAUCAUUUUGGGUUGUUAUAGUGACGCCACUGAGGUGGUAAAAAAGACACUCCUGUUUGUUAGCCAUCGAGAUCAGAAUAGGGAAGUGAAAAUUUGAAGUUCUGGUAACUGCUGAGCUUUUAAAACCAGGUCAAAGCACUUUCCCAGAACAUGCCACCAAAAAAAAAAAAAAAAUCAUAUUUGAGCAACAGCACUCUACUCAGAACGGUUGCAAAUAUCAUAAAAAGGCAAAGGAAAUAAUACAAAAAAAAGGUACAAAAUAUCAACUGAAGCUACUUGGCCUGUAAAUACAGAUUUCUGACCCACCAAAAUGCUUGCUUUCAUAAGGGCUAAUAUGUACCAAUAAGUAUUGCUGUUCAAAUGCAAAAACAGUUAUUUAUAUAUAUAGACACACACACACACACACACACACAGUAUAUAAAACCUUGAUAUAGUUGCAGCUUGUGAAGUAAGGAUAUGUUUCAUGUGUUAAAGACCAAACCUGGCUAGCAAUCAGAGUACAGAGCCAAUGCAGACCAUUGAUUUCCAAUGAUUUCCAUUGAUUCCCUGCCCCCAGUAUUAUUGAGCUGGUGAAAACAGUGACACUAAGGAAGAAAUUACUGAAAUCUUCAUUCAGGACACUAAUAAACACAUGUGCUUUAUAUAAUUGGUUGAAUCAUUUUUACAAAACAAGAUUGAUCUGAGAGAUACACUGUUGGAACAGAUGUACAGAUUAGCAAGUGCACUUUUGAUACAGAUUUAUAAUGUGGGAACAGGUGUAGAUUACGGGGUACAGCACUCCUGUUGUGAAUUGAAAAGGAUCCCACCUGUCUCAAUAAAAAGCAAACUAUGGGCAAAA